GUAUCUGAUGUGUGUAAAAUAUUACAUGUAACAACAGGGACAAGAGAAGUUGGGUCACUUUCCCCACAAGCAGCCAGCCCCUGUGCUGUGCUCCGCUUAGCAUCUUAAGGAAAAAAAAAACCUCUCAAAAACAGUCAUAACACCAGUGAGGGGGAUAUUACUUGUAUCUUGACUAUUGCACAUUAACUUUUGUGACUCAGGAUUAAUUCACAUUGUCUUACUUUCCAGUGGAACAUGAGGCAAUGGCAGAACAAACACGUGACAUAACCCAAAGAUUCACAGCCAAACUCCAGGCUGAGAUCGUUACAGGGUGGAGAAGCGCACAGCUCUACGCAGUGGAUGUGACUCUGGAUCCCAGCACAGCAAAUCCCUACCUCGUCCUGGCUGAGGAUCGGAAACGUGUGACACACCGAGACGAGCGCCAGGAUCUGCCUGACAAUCCGGAGAGAUUUGAUACUAUGGCGGUUGUCCUGGGCGCUGAGGGAUUCACGGGCGGGAGACAUUACUGGGAGGUGGAGGUUGGAGAAAAGAAUCUCUGGACUCUGGGGGUCUGUAGGGAAGAUGGGCGCAGGAAGGGGCAUAUUGUAUAUCUAUCGGAGAAUGGAUACUGGACAAUAUGGCAGCAUGCUGGGCAAUGCAAGGCCAAUGCCUCCCCCCCGACCUUGCUGUCCGUGAGCGUCAGGCCCAGACGGGUGGGGAUUUUCCUGGACUAUGAGGCGGGCGAGGUCUCCUUUUACAAUGUGACUGACAAGUCCCAUCUCUUCACUUUCACUGACACCUUCUCUAGGGUUCUCCGCCCUUAUUUCAACCCUGAAAACAAUAAAGGGGGCACAAAUAUGUGUCCCCUGAUAAUCUGCCCAGUCCCAGCUCAGGCUGGAGAGAGUCUCUGUCCCGGACAGUGAAACCCGCAGCAGAGACUGUCCCCUCCCAGCACUGACCAGCCCCCAGGCGUUUCUCCUGCCAUCCCUCCCCUCUCAGUUCCCAGCAUCAGGAAUAUUGGCAACCAAGCAGCCCUAGAGGGGGAAGCUGGCUGCAGGGGCAGAGGGGUGUGUGGGUGCUGUGCCCAAGAGUGGGGAGGAGGCUGCAGCAGCAGGGAGGGAAAAGCCCAGUUUACAAGAUGUGCAGGGUGGGGGAGAUGAGAGAGGUCUAUAAAAUCAUGACUGGUGUAGAGAAAGUAGAUACAGAAGUGGUGUUUACUACUUCUUCUAACACAAGAACUAGGGGUCACCAAAUCAAAUGAAGAGGCAGCAGGUUUAAAACAAACCAAAGGCAGUAUUUCUUCAUACAACGCACAGUCAACUUGUGGAACUCCUCGCCACAGGAUGUUGUGAAG
Mauremys mutica (yellowpond turtle) is the source of this 1333-nucleotide messenger RNA. Its product is annotated as erythroid membrane-associated protein-like. The transcript has 6 exons. Lineage: Eukaryota; Metazoa; Chordata; Testudines; Geoemydidae. Gene Ontology annotation, molecular function: protein binding. The coding region runs from base 243 to 902 and encodes 219 amino acids. The record is from RefSeq and is a predicted model, not a curated record.